AUGACUGAGGAACAAGUGAAAAAGAUUGAGGCUUUGAGAGUGAAGAUUAAAAUGGAUGAGGAGAAAGUUGAGAGAGAGUUUGAAAGGCAACAGGUGGGCAUGGCAGAUCGGAAAAUUGUGGAGUUGGUUGCUUUAGAAAGGCGAGUUAUGAAGAAUGGUGACACGGCGGCGACACAGGUAAAUGAGCUGGUGGAGGUGGCGUUGAUGGCUUUGCUGGGUGGAUUAGAGAAAGUAAUGAAAAUGGCUGAUUGUGUGAGGCUCGAGACAUUGAAGGGCGCGGUGGAUACCUUAACUCCCAUGCAAUGUAUGGAUUUCUUGGCCGCCAUUUCCAGAGUUCAAAUUCAGAUUAGGAAAUGGGGGAAGAAGCAUGAUAAAAAGUUGCAAUGA
Fraxinus pennsylvanica is the source of this 387-nucleotide messenger RNA. The record is from the annotation of a GenBank genome assembly. Lineage: Eukaryota; Viridiplantae; Streptophyta; Magnoliopsida; Lamiales; Oleaceae.